Molecule: messenger RNA, 2446 nt
Organism: Pelobates fuscus (common spadefoot toad)
Lineage: Eukaryota; Metazoa; Chordata; Amphibia; Anura; Pelobatidae
Gene: ACSL5
Product: acyl-CoA synthetase long chain family member 5
Exons: 21
Coding region: 77-2128 (683 amino acids)
Biological process (GO): positive regulation of long-chain fatty acid import across plasma membrane; long-chain fatty-acyl-CoA biosynthetic process; long-chain fatty acid metabolic process
Cellular component (GO): membrane; endoplasmic reticulum; mitochondrion
Molecular function (GO): arachidonate-CoA ligase activity
Source: RefSeq, a predicted model, not a curated record
GGCCUGACACUCUCUGUGUGGCUCAGGGCGGUGAAUAGAGUGCGCCGGCUGUGUGGGGAACACAAGAUUUAGUGAGAUGUGCUGCUGCCUGGGCUUUCUCUUUACCCCUCUCUCCACUCCCUUCAUUGUUGCCCUGAUCACCGUGGGGAUUUCCGCUUUCAUCUAUGUCCUGACAAAACCAAAACCGGUCUUUCCACCCAUCGACCUGAACAAACAGUCUGUCGGAACUCAGGGCGGUGCGCGAAGAUGCGCUUUGCUGAAGGAUGACAAACUCAUGUCUUAUUAUUAUGAAGACGGAAAAACCUUAUAUGAAAUCUUCAUGAGAGGGAUCCGUGUUUCCGGAAAUGGCAACUGUUUGGGCUGGAGGAGACCGAACCAACCUUACGAAUGGAUGACUUACAGACAGGUAGCGGACAGAGCUGAAUAUUUGGGAUCUGGACUUUUACAGAAAGGAUGUAAGCCUUCACCCGAUCAGUUUAUUGGGAUCUUCUCACAGAAUCGACCAGAGGCCGUCAUAGCAGAGCUGGCUUGUUAUACGUACUCCAUGGCCAUCGUUCCGCUGUACGACACCCUGGGAGCAGAAGCCAUUGUUUAUAUUGUUAACAGAGCUGACUUGUCAGUGGUAAUCUGUGACAAAUCGGACAAGGCUCGCAUCCUGCUGGACAACUGCGAGAAAGGCCUGACGCCUGGGAUCACAACAGUCAUCCUGAUGGAGGCGUUCGAAGACGAACUGAAGGAUAAGGCUGUGAAAUGUAACAUUGACAUUUUAUUGAUGAAAGACGUUGAGUUCCUGGGUAAAGAACAUUUUAAAAAGCCUGUGCCACCGAAACCAGACGACCUGUGUGUGGUGUGUUUUACCAGUGGAACUACAGGUGACCCUAAAGGAGCCAUGCUGACCCAUGAAAAUGUGGUAGCAGACACAGCCAGCUUGCUAAAAAACACAGAGAGCACAUUUGCUCCCGUGGCGUCUGAUAUAACCAUUUCUUACCUACCGAUGGCGCACAUGUUUGAGAGAGUGGUGCAGGCCGUCAUCUUCUGCUCUGGAGCCAAGGUGGGAUUUUUUCAAGGUGAUGUGCGGUUACUGACAGAGGACAUGAAAACUCUGAGGCCAACUGUGUUUCCAACUGUUCCAAGGCUGCUCAACAGGAUUUACGACAAGAUACAAAGUGGAGCACAGACACCUUUCAAGAAACACCUCUUGGAAUUUGCCGCAGCGAGGAAGUUUUCAGAAGUAAAAAAUGGUAUUAUCAGGAACGACAGCAUCUGGGACAAAUUUAUAUUUAAGAAAGUCCAGGAUACAAUGGGCGGCCGUGUCCGGAUAAUGGUGACUGCUGCAGCUCCCAUUUCAGAAAAUGUUCUGUCUUUCCUCAGAGCCGCGUUGGGCUGUCAAAUAUUUGAAGCUUAUGGUCAGACUGAGUGUGGGGCGGGAUGUACGUUUUCUACGCCAGGAGACUGGACAGCCGGUCAUGUUGGUGCUCCGCUGCCGUGUAAUCUGGUGAAAUUAGUCGAUGUCGUCGAUAUGAACUACUUUGCAUCCAAUGGAGAAGGAGAGGUCUGCAUCAAAGGGCCUAAUGUUUUUAAAGGUUAUCUGAAGGAUCCAGAGAAGACGGCAGAAGCUCUAGAUGACGAUAAAUGGCUUCAUACUGGAGAUAUCGGAAAAUGGCUGCCGAAUGGAACCCUGAAAAUAAUUGACAGGAAAAAGAAUAUUUUUAAGCUGGCACAGGGAGAAUACAUUGCUCCGGAGAAGAUUGAGAACGUGUACGUGAGGAGCGCGCCCGUGGCCCAGGUCUUUGUACACGGAGACAGUUUAAAGGCGUGUCUUGUUGGCGUUGUGAUUCCCGACAACGAGGUUCUGCCUGAUUUUGCGUCUAAACACGGACUGAAAGGAUCGUACGAAGAGCUAUGCAAGAACGAGGUCAUGAAGAAAGCCAUUCUGGACGACAUGGUUAAAGUUGGAAAACAAGCUGGUCUCAAGUCAUUUGAACAGGUUAAGGAUAUCUAUGUCCAUUCUGAAAUGUUCACUGUUGAGAAUGGUUUCCUGACGCCUACGCUGAAAGCCAAGAGAGCCGAGGUUGCCAAAUAUUUCCGCAGUCAAAUAGACGACUUAUACACAAAACUACAGGAAUAAAGAGAACAGUUUUACUGAACAGCUUUUAGCCAGAAUGCGGCAUCAUGGUCAUACACGCAGUCAGAUGUUAUUUUACGAGCCGCGUGCACAUGAGGAAAGAGCGUAAGGCUGGACGGCUGAGCAACGUUUUUACCAGCAGAACUAAUUUAGCCGCUUUCCGAGUAGAAGACUAUGAUGUACCUGUGAUUCAGAAAACAAAAUGAAAUGACGUGCCCCAUCUGGUGGCAUUGAGGGGAUGUUUUUGGAAGUCACUGUAUGUGUAUCUAGAAGAGGAAUAAUGAAAUAAAAGUUUUUAUAAUUUAUAGAAGGGACCAGUAA